UAUAACCCAGGUACUAGUCAAAACCAGUUUACAAAAGUACUGAUGUUAUACGGAAAGUUUGGGCGAUGCCUCAAACGAGAGGCUCUUCUGCUAACGACCUUGGUAGCUGUGGGACUCGGUAUAGGCAUUGGGUUUGCAGUCAGGACAUCUGGUCCCUCGGCCACCGCUCUUAUGUGGAUAGGUUUACCCGGUCAGCUGUACCUGCGAGCCUUGCGUCUCAUGAUUGUACCUUUGGUCAUUUGCAGCGUUAUUGUAGGUACGGCGUCACUCGAUGCAAAACAAAACGGAAAGAUUACAAUUGUGUCGUUUAUUUACAUCUUUGUCACCAACAUGAUCGGCACCAUCCUCGGAAUUCUUGGCUGGCUGGUCUUCCAGCCUGGGAAAGGAGGCGUUGGCCUUACUUCGAAUGAAAAGGUUGAAGAGAAUAAGAUAGAGACACAUGAUAUCUUUGCUGAUCUGAUCAGAAAUAUCUUCCCGAGUAACCUGUUUGAGGCGACAUUUCAGCAAGACCAGACUCAAUACCAGAAGGAGAUAAAUACCGUGUCUCCAGAUUCAAACACGACCGUUGUCAUCAUCACAAAGUCACUCGGAAAAACUGGUGGCGCAAACCUGCUUGGGCUUAUAUUUGUUUGUAUCGUGGUGGGCAUUGCAGCCUCCGCCUUGAAGGAAAAGGGGAAACCGUUCAUUCUCUUCUUUGAAUCUGCUGCCGCCAUUGUGACCAAGGUUAUCCGUUGGUUCAUGUGGUUGACGCCGACUGGUGUGUUAAGUCUUAUCCUAGCAACAUUUGCUAGUCUUGAUGACGUCGGUGCUGUCUUCAGGGAACUCAGUCUCUUUAUUGGAGCCGUAAUUGUGGCACUUGUGGUUCAGCAAGUGAUUGUUUUACCACUAAUCCUCUUCCUGACCACGAGGAACAACCCCUUUGUCCAUCUCAAGAACAUUGGCCGCCCAUGGAUAAUUGCUUUUUCAACAGCUAGCUCCGCAAUAUCCAUUCCUGAGAUGAUUUACUCAUGUGAGCACCUGUUGAAGAUCGACAGUCGCAUCACCCGGUUCGUUAUCUCCUUCUGUGUGACCUUAAGCGCGAACGGGUCAGCCUUGUUUAUAGCUUGCUCCUGUCUGUUUAUCUGGAACUUGACGGGCGAAGUACCUACCGGCGGUGACGUGAUUACACUUGGUUUGCUUGUGACAGUUUCGUCGUUAGCUAUUCCUUCUGUGCCGAGCGCUUCCAUCGUUACCAUAGUGAUGCUCCUUGAUUCAUUAAGCAUUCCUGGAGAGGCUACCGCGUUGUUGUUUGGUCUGGAAUUUCUUUUAGACCGCCUCCGGACAACAAGUAGCGUGUCCAGCAAUACAAUGUGCGCCGCUGUGACUGCCCACUUCUGCCAAGUGCCUCGAAACCUAUCUGCAAAUAACACUAAGAUGACAAACGGUGGCGAAAAGAACGAGCAUAUUAUUCAUAGACCAGAGGAAUCAUCUGUCGUUAGACUGUAGGUUGAUAACGUAUCGCGAUAAUUGAAUAAGCCUGUUAAGUAACACUCUUAUUCAAAAUCAAUACAUACACAUGUAUAGCAAACAUAAGUUUUGAGUGAUACGCCUUUAACUACUUACUAUAUAAUGCAUUUAUGGAAAAUAUUAAAUUCGGAUAACAAGA
Mya arenaria is the source of this 1645-nucleotide messenger RNA. RefSeq names its product excitatory amino acid transporter-like. Gene Ontology annotation, cellular component: plasma membrane. NCBI's taxonomy places the organism in Eukaryota, Metazoa, Mollusca, Bivalvia, Myida, Myidae. The record is from RefSeq and is a predicted model, not a curated record. The coding region runs from base 43 to 1485 and encodes 480 amino acids. Gene Ontology annotation, molecular function: L-glutamate transmembrane transporter activity; neutral L-amino acid transmembrane transporter activity; glutamate:sodium symporter activity. The transcript has 12 exons. Gene Ontology annotation, biological process: L-glutamate transmembrane transport.